Messenger RNA from Paramuricea clavata, 528 nucleotides. The record is from the annotation of a GenBank genome assembly. Lineage: Eukaryota; Metazoa; Cnidaria; Anthozoa; Malacalcyonacea; Plexauridae.
AUGAGCCACGACAAGGAGAAAAAAGGUUCUGGCUCUGAGACGAGCGUGACCAACCGCCAACUCAACGUGAGACCAUUUCAGAUCAACGAUAAUCGCACUGAAACUGCUUCAGGAUGGGAGAAAUGGCUACGGAAUAUUGAAAGACAGUUUCGCUACUUUGGGAUCACAGACCCAGAGAUGAAGAAAGACGGUUUAAUCAUUUACAGCAGUCAAAUAAUCGCAGAUUUAGAAGACACACUUCUCAACGCUACAGACGACGAAGCCAGUGAAGAUGCCUAUGCACAACUCAUAAUGAAGCUCAACAAACAUUUUCUACCAAAGAAGAACAAAGAUUUUGCUAGAUUUCAGUUUGGAAAUCUGAGGCAAAACCACGAUGAAUCGCUUGUUCGAUACUAUACACGCAUCAGGGAAAUAGCAAAGAAAUGCAGUUUCUCAAACAAGAGCGAAGCUAUUCGAGACCACUUAAUAUGCAAGAAUUGGAUGCUCAACCAAAUUCUAGAAGAAGCUGAGUUGGACGAAGAAACCUAA